AUGAUGAAAACGAUAUAUUUUUGGGUUUUUGCUGUAUCAGUUGGUAGUCUUGUAACGAUCAUCGGAUCGUUGGUAACUUGUGUAAUACUAUUUAAGGAUAUUAAUGAUUUAUAUCAUGAAAUACUCGAUGGCAUGGAUGAAUUUAAGAUGAUAGCGAAUGAUGCGUGGUCGGAAAUGAUGAAGUAUCAUAUGAUAAAGAAUCGACGAUAUAUAGAUAGUAGCACAGAAUUGAAUUUAUCACUAUUAAGAUCAAGACGAUUUUAUCGACAAGCGUAUUAUGAUGAUGGUUUAAAACCACAAUGUGGUAAGAAAAUUGCAGCAUGUGCACCGCAGCCAAAUACUUGUCCACCUGGUCCACGAGGACCAUCCGGCAUACCUGGCUUUCCAGGAGUUGAUGGAGAACCGGGUUUACCGGGUAGACCGGGAUUAAAUGGUGCGGCUCUUCUGUAUAAAUCGGAGAUGAGUGAAUAUGACGCGUGCAUUGAAUGUCCCGCAGGACCGAUGGGGCCACCUGGAAAACCAGGACCGAUUGGUGCAGAAGGAUUACCAGGAGUACCUGGUAAACCAGGUACUAACGGAAAUUCUGGCAUGCCUGGAAAGCAAGGUUUAAUGGGUGAACAAGGUCCACCUGGUCCACCUGGACUAAUGGGACCACCUGGACCAGCGGGUGAGCCAAAAUUGGUAAUGUACGGCAAACCAGGACCAAAAGGACCACCUGGACCUGAAGGUCCAGUAGGUUUGGAAGGAGAGAAAGGUGAAUCAGGACCGAGAGGAGAUGAAGGUCCAGCAGGAGAGCAGGGGCCUCCCGGUCUGCCAGGAUAUCCAGGAGAAGAUGGACCACAAGGAGAGCCCGGUGAGCGAGGAACACCAGGUAAUGAUGCUGGAUAUUGCCCUUGUCCUCAACGUACACCAUAUGCUUACAGUGAAACGGUUAAGCCACCAGGAAAACCGUAUGGUUUUAAGGAGCCAGAAAUAUAUGCACCAAAUGAAGGAGAAUCACUAUCAUCAGAUGAACAUCACUAUCCAUCAUCACAAUCUGAUCUCGUUCGUAUUCGAUAUAAGAAAUUCAAACGUAAUCGACAUUUGCUCAAUAAAACUGCUCGAAAGAAAAAAAACAAUUUUAGGCAUGAAAUAGAUUAA
Acanthocheilonema viteae is the source of this 1140-nucleotide messenger RNA. NCBI's taxonomy places the organism in Eukaryota, Metazoa, Nematoda, Chromadorea, Rhabditida, Onchocercidae. The record is from the annotation of a GenBank genome assembly.